AAAUUGGCUUCUCUCAGUUGCAGUUCAUUUUCAGCUUUAAAGGCGAACAGUUCUCGAGAACUUUUGUGAAAUGAAUUUCUUGUUAAUUUUUGCCAUUUUGACAACAUUUAUGACAGCCGUCAGGGCUCAGUGCGUGAAUUUAGGGCGGGUGCAAUAUGAAUGGCAGGUACAGCAGGACAUCAGGAUGAAGCUGGAGAGGAAAGUCAUGGAUCUGCAAAUGCUUCUGAAUCAGCAGCCGCAAAACAACGAAAUUUCCGAACUUGAACAAUCGAUCGAGUCUCUAAAGAAUCAACCGUGUAAGCCGGUUAGCAACAAGGAUCCAAAUUAUUUGGUUCUACAGAAUCAAUUGACGGAGCUGCAGCUGAACGUGGAGAGCUUACGAAGCUUGGUCUUCCUUACACAUCAAAAUUUCAUCGCUGUUGAAAAUGGUUAUAAGCAGUGCUUUAAUCAACUGUCAUUGCCAGUUCCUUCACCGGCUUGCAUUUCGACCACUGCGGCCCCGGUAAUUGAGGAGGAAACAUCAACGAGCUGUGCUCCGCUGGGCUUUUAUACGGGCAUCAGGAAAAUUUCUUUGCCUGGAGCUGCACCUUUUCGCGUUUUAUGCGAUUCUCAGAUAGCAGGACCCGGCUGGCUUGUCAUACAGCGCAGAUACGACGGCUCAGUAGAUUUUUAUAGGAACUGGUCUGAAUACCGAAAUGGUUUUGGGCAACUGGAGGGAGAGUUCUUCCUGGGACUGGACUAUAUCUAUCGCUUGACCAACUAUCAACGCCACGAGCUGUACAUCUAUGUACAGGGCUUCAACAAUGAACGCUUCUGGGCGCGCUACGAUAACUUUUAUAUAGGUCCCGAGAGCGAAAAAUAUAGGAUUAAAAGUCUGGGCAGAUGGCAAGGCACUGAAGACCGAAUGACCGCACAUCUGAACGUGGACUUUUCGACCUACGAUCGAGAGAGUCGCCACAGCAAGCUUUCGGCAAAAUAUCAUGGCGGCUAUUGGUACUUUAAAGGCUUGAAUUUGGGAAGCAACCUUAAUGGCAGAUACUUUUCGAGUGAUAUUGAAGAUAUCGAAGGAUUACACUGGCUCAAAAUUACAUCUAAUAAAAUAUCCACAAUGCUGAUUCGUCCAGUGGGUCGUUGAGAAUAUACAAAAAUAAUUCUAUAUUACAUAAUUUGCUGUUUGCAAUAAUAAAAUUACCAA
Messenger RNA from Drosophila hydei, 1195 nucleotides. RefSeq names its product ficolin-1-like. The transcript is spliced from 3 exons. Bases 71 to 1135 code for a protein of 354 amino acids. The record is from RefSeq and is a predicted model, not a curated record. NCBI's taxonomy places the organism in Eukaryota, Metazoa, Arthropoda, Insecta, Diptera, Drosophilidae.